UCUCUCUCUUCUCUCUCUCUCUCCAUCUCUCUCUCCCCCUCUCUCUCUCCCCCUCUCUCUCUCUCUCUCUCUCUCUCUCUCUCUCUCUCUCUCUCUCUCUCUCUCUCUCUCUCUCUCUCUCUCUCUCCCUCUCUCUCUCCCCCUCUCUCUCUCUCUCCCCCCCCCUCCCCCCCCAGCUCCGGGGCCCUCCUUGGCGGAACAGGAGGGCACCCUCCUGAAGAACCUCUUUAAGGGCUACCAGAAGUGGGUGCGGCCGGUGCUGCACGCCAACGACACCAUCACCGUGCGCUUCGGCCUCAAGAUCUCCCAGCUGGUGGACGUGGAUGAGAAGAACCAGCUAAUGACCACUAACGUCUGGCUCUGGCAGGAGUGGGUGGAUGUGAAGCUGCGUUGGAACCCCGAUGACUACGGGGGGGUCACGACCAUCAGAGUGCCAUCGGAGAGCCUCUGGCUGCCUGACAUCGUGCUCUACGAGAAUGCGGACGGCCGCUUCGUGGGCUCCCUGAUGACCAAGGCCAUGGUGCGCUCCGACGGCACCAUCACCUGGAAGCCGCCGGCCAGCUACAAGUCGUCCUGCACCAUGGACGUCACCUUCUUCCCCUUCGACCGGCAGAACUGCUCCAUGAAGUUCGGCUCGUGGACGUACGACGGCAACAUGGUGGACCUGGAGCUGGUGGACGACUACGUGGACCGCAAGGACUUCUUCGACAACGGCGAGUGGCAGAUCCUGAACGCCACGGGGAAGAAGGGGAGCCGGCGCGACGGCGUGUACUGGUACCCCUUCGUCACCUACAACUUCAUCAUGAAGCGCCUGCCCCUCUUCUACACGCUCUUCCUCAUCAUCCCCUGCCUGGGGCUGUCCUUCCUCACCGUGCUGGUGUUCUACCUGCCGUCGGACGAGGGCGAGAAGCUGUCGCUGUCCACCUCCGUGCUGGUGUCGCUCACCGUGUUCCUGCUCGUCAUAGAGGAGAUCAUCCCCUCGUCCUCCAAGGUCAUCCCGUUGAUCGGGGAGUACCUCCUCUUCAUCAUGAUCUUCGUCACCUUCUCCAUCAUCGUCACGGUCUUCGUCAUCAACGUGCACCACCGCUCCUCGGCCACCUACCACCCCAUGGCCCCCUGGGUGAAGACCCUCUUCCUUCAGAGGCUCCCCAGGAUGCUGUGUAUGCGGGGCCACACCGACAGGUUCCACUACUCGGAGUUCGAGCAGCAGAACCCGGAGCCCAAGCCCCGCGGGGGUCUGGGCAUGAAGCAGAGGGGCCCGGACGGCAAGGAAGAGGAGAGCCAGGCGUGGCUGUCCAUGCUGGAGAAGGCCACCAACUCGGUGCGCUACAUCAGCCGGCACAUCAAGAAGGAGCACUUUAUCAGAGAGGUGGUCCAAGACUGGAAGUUUGUGGCUCAGGUCCUGGAUCGUAUCUUCCUCUGGGUGUUCCUGUCCGUCUCCAUCCUUGGGACCAUCCUCAUCUUCACCCCGGCGCUCACCUUGUACUUCAGCACCCCCCCCUGAGCCUGCACACACACACACACACACAGCAAGGCUACAACGCCACACACACACACACUCGCACAAAACCAAAUGCAUUGAAUUAAAAGACCACACACACACGUCCUGAUUUCGCCGAGUCCGACGCAGCCCUGACUGAGCGAGUCCCCGGUCAACGAGAGCCAAACCUGGGGAGCGAUGGUGAGAGGCUGGUGGGGGAGGUGUUCACCGUGAGGGAGGUGAAUACCUGGGCUGACCUCUGCCCCCCCAAACACUCCCCCCUACACACCAGACACCCCCGCCAAACACGCCCGUACGUUGUGCUCCGAACCCAGUGUAUCACUGAGAUCAACGGUCCCUGCAGGGAC
Molecule: messenger RNA, 1848 nt
Organism: Gadus macrocephalus (Pacific cod)
Lineage: Eukaryota; Metazoa; Chordata; Actinopteri; Gadiformes; Gadidae
Gene: chrnb3a
Product: cholinergic receptor nicotinic beta 3 subunit a
Exons: 7
Coding region: 341-1504 (387 amino acids)
Biological process (GO): monoatomic ion transmembrane transport; nervous system process; signal transduction
Cellular component (GO): postsynaptic membrane; synapse; neuron projection
Molecular function (GO): transmembrane signaling receptor activity; acetylcholine-gated monoatomic cation-selective channel activity
Source: RefSeq, a predicted model, not a curated record